UUAUGCAAGAGGUACCAUGGCGGCCGAGGGGUGGUCGGAGCGAGUGCGGAAGCUGCUGAAGAAGAUGAAUUCCUUUCAUGGAGCAGGUUCUUCCAAGGCGCUGUGUUUGCCAUUUAUGGUUGCUGGACAACAAGUAGGAUAUGUCCCACCCGCUGUAGCUAAAUGUCUCCAUCAGUACCCGACUGUUUUCUCAGUGUCUCAGGGAGAUAAAGCCCCUCCAACGGUGGAACUUAACAAACAACUGACUUCUUGUGACCAGAGGACAGCUGCUGUUCAAAGAGUGCUCAAGGAGCUGAAAGCACAGCAAGCUUUUCCUUGUUUAAAAGGAUGGAGGGAUGAGAUGUACAAUGUAAUGCCCUAUUUUUGUGACACACCUUUCUUCAGCAUGGAACGUGCUGCAACACCACUAUUGGGGGUGAAGACCUAUGGGGCCCACCUGAAUGGCUAUACUUGGCGAAACGAUGAAAUGCACAUGUGGCUGGCCCGUAGGGCAUUGAACAAACCCACAUAUCCUGGCUUAUUGGAUAAUUUGGCUGCAGGUGGCAUUUCAUCAGAGCUGGGUGUCAGAGAAACACUAAUAAAAGAGUGCCAAGAGGAGGCUUGCAUUCCUGCUUCCCUUGCUACGUUAUCCAAAUCUGUUGGAACGAUCAGCUACACAUAUGAAGGGUCAGAUGGAGGCAUCAAUCCUGAAUGCCAGUUUGUAUAUGACCUGGAGCUGCCUGAAGAAUUUGUGCCCCAAGUAGGAGAUGGAGAAGUGCAAGAAUUCUAUCUUUGGUCACUUGAUAAGGUGAGAGAGGCCAUUGGAUCUUCCGAUUUCAAGCCCAACUGCGCGAUGGUAGCACUGGAUUUUCUAAUCAGACAUAGUUACAUUCAACCUGAUCAAGGUAGGCGUCGUCAUUGUCAGCUAUGUAUGGUCAAAGUAAAAAUAAAAUGAACUAGGGGAAGAGAGAAGGGGGAGAAAAUGACAAAGACAGGCUUCUUCGUAGAAACACACUUGAAGGAUAGUGAGUACCAUGCAUACAGAGUUUUCCUCUGCUUCUCUCUUCAGAACCCCAUUAUGUAGAGUUGGUGGAAGGGCUACACCAGAUCCUUUGAAAAGCCAAAGGCUGCCUGCUGAGAUGAGAGUUUUCCCUGUGUUUUCUUUUUGCUAAACCCAAGACUGGCAGGCAUCUCAAAUGGAAACCCUGAGGACUGAGACUACAAGAUCCUGAUCAGGGCUACAAUUACUGCCUCUUUGUACCUAUAUGUGGAAAGCUUGUAAACUCGAGAGUUAACUGUACCACAUGUUUAUACAUAAUGAACAUUGGAAAUGCUUAUUAGUUACAAGAGCACCAAGUGUAUUGUUCAUUUUCUACAUGCUUCAGCCAUGUAAAAUCCUCUGUCCAAAUCUUUGUCCAUUUGAACAUUUAAUUAAAAAAAAAGUCAACCAAAAGAACAUUCUGAAAGUUGGAAGGCAAGGGGGGGGCUAAG
Thamnophis elegans (Western terrestrial garter snake) is the source of this 1470-nucleotide messenger RNA. Its product is annotated as nudix hydrolase 20, chloroplastic-like. Gene Ontology annotation, molecular function: 8-oxo-dGDP phosphatase activity. The transcript is spliced from 7 exons. Lineage: Eukaryota; Metazoa; Chordata; Lepidosauria; Squamata; Natricidae. The record is from RefSeq and is a predicted model, not a curated record. Bases 17 to 934 code for a protein of 305 amino acids.